AUGUCGGACCACCAACAUGAUCAUAGUAGCGAGGCAUCAGGCUCAAGACCACGUUCACCUUCCUCGACAGCCCACGACGACGUCGCUAGGCUCGAGAGCGACCUGAUCCCAUCACCACCAGCAUCUUCGCACGGACUCUCAGCCUCGGAUCCAAGCUCUGCAGCAGUCAGCUCCGCCAACGUAGACGGCUCCGCUCGCGUGUAUCGCUUCCCCAGCGACCUUCCACCGCGUUUCGCAGGGUCGAGCGCAGACCCGGACCCGAACGAGCGCGUUGUCACUGUGCGCGACUUGAGGUCCAAGUCGUGCUGGAUCUGCUCUGAAGACGAUGAAGAUCCAAUGCCAAGCCAAGGUCAAGGUUUGUCCGGAGAAGCCCCCGCCACACCGUCGACAAGACCGAAACGGUUCGUGCAUCCGUGCAAUUGUACACUAGUAGCUCACGAAAGCUGUCUUCUACGAUGGAUCGAUCAGAGUAAACGAAACCAUCCCUUGCAAAACCAGGUCACCUGUCCGCAGUGCAAAGCACCGUACAUCCUCAUCAACAACAAGACCACGCUCCUCAAGAUCUUUGAGUUCUUCGACAAGCUCGUCACGCGCAUCGAGCCGAUCGGUGCCUUUUCGAUCCUCGGCGGAUCCGUGCUGGUGGCAUGCACAGCGUACGGAUCUGUAGCCAUCCGUAUGGUCCUUGGAAAAGAUGCCGCUCGAAGGGCGCUAGCUUCUCCUUGGCCAUGGCAUUACUGGGUCGACAUCCCGCUCAUUCCGUUCGCGCUCAUCGCAUCGAGGCUCAACAUUUUCGAGUCUGCCAUGACGUGGGUCCCGACCAUCGUCGCUUUCCCCAUCACUAGCAUUCCCAUGGCCACAGCGACUGCUGCUCACGGCCGCCUCUUCGAUCGCUACCUCGAAUCGAGCAUCUUCAGUGCACGCUCCUAUCCACCAGGACCGGCACUGACAGCCCUCCUUGUGCCUUGGAUCCGCGUCUUCUACCUCGCACUCAAGCGCAAAGUGUACCGCGCCGUGCUGGGUCCGUUCUACGGCAGCAGGAGGAGCGGCUCUUCCAGACGGACGACAGGAACGGGUCGCAACAGACGCAGGGUGGUCAUCGUCGGCGAGGCGGACAGCUACCUGGUCGACGGCGAUGCAGCUUUGGGUGCACAGCCUAUGCCCGACGGUAUCGGUGGGCCGAUGGCGCAGGUGCAGCAAGACGGCAACGGUGACGACGAGGGCGAUGAUGGUCCUAUGCAGACCGUCUACGUUUCUCAUCACUCGCUAGCUCGCCUGUGUCUGGGUGCGCUCAGUCUGCCAUUUGUCGCCAACGUCAUGGGUCGCAUCCUGGGCUAUUUUGCACGCUUCUCGCCGCUGCUGGCACGCUUCUUGGGGAUGAAGAAUGUGCAGCCGCCGUCGUCGUCGAUGCUCUCGUCGUUCUACACGACCAAAGCCACGCCGACGACUUCGUCGAAAGCAGCAUCCGAAUCACCCUCGCCGAUCGCAUCUCUCUUCCGCGGUCAACUUCCACUCUUCGACAGUCAGACCAUAGACGGGAAGAAAAACGUCGCAAACGAUGCCAACAAGUCGUUCUCAGAGCGUCUCACGCUGCUCGGCUAUUCGCCGCGCUACGAUGACCUCGACCCUGUGUGGUUCCGCAACGCAGUGGGCGCCGCCGUCUUCAUCGUGGUCAAGGAUGCGGGCAGUCUGCUGUAUCGUCGUCUGCGUCUUAGUCAGAGGGACAGGACAUCGAUCAAGGACUUGCCUUUCCAAGCCGGGCUCGUGUCUGGUCUCGAUCUGCGCAGUUGA
Molecule: messenger RNA, 1788 nt
Organism: Pseudozyma hubeiensis SY62
Lineage: Eukaryota; Fungi; Basidiomycota; Ustilaginomycetes; Ustilaginales; Ustilaginaceae
Exons: 1
Coding region: 1-1788 (595 amino acids)
Molecular function (GO): zinc ion binding
Source: RefSeq, a predicted model, not a curated record